AUGUCGAAUGCACAAACUGGUCAAGAAGAUUAUAGUGAAAAUGAAAGUAGAACUAUAGAAACACCUGUUAAUGAAAAGGAAAAAAACACUGGUUUGACAAGUAUUGAGGGUGAGGAAGGAGAUGAACCGAGAGCAAAGAGAGAGAAAUCUGCGGUUUGGGAUCAUUUUGACAAGCUUCCUUUAAGCCAGACAAAUGGGCAACUUCGAGCAAAGUGCAAGUAUUGUCCAACAACAAUUGCUUGUCACUCUUCAUAUGGGACAAGUGGAUUAAAAAAACAUAUAGAGAGGUGUGUCUUAAAUCCAAACCGAAUUAAUAAGAAGACACAAUCUUUGUUGUCAAGCUCUCAAUUAGGUUCUUCUAAAACAUUGAGUCAUCAUGUAUUCAAUCAAGAAGAAUGUAGAAAAGGGGUUGCAUUAUUUGUUAUAUUGGAUGAAAUGCCUUUUCGAGUUGUGGAAGGUGAUGGGUUUAAAGAAAUGAUGACUAGGAUAGAACCCCGUUUUCAAGUCCCAUCAAGAGCGACUGUCACUAGGGAUUGUUUGGGUUUGUAUAUUGAAGAAGCGAGGAAGUUGAAAAUGUAUUUUAAAAGAACCAAAGUUCGUGUUUGUCUCACUACAGAUACAUGGACUUCUUGUCAGAAUUCUAACUUUAUGUGCUUGACUGCUCACUGGAUUGAUGAGGAAUGGAUAUAUCAAAAGAGAAUCUUGAAUUUUUGUGUAGUUGAAAAUCAUAGGGGUGAUACAAUUGCAUCAGAAAUAGAGAAAUGUUUAUUAGCUUGGGGCAUUGAGAAAGUGUUUACUAUUACAGUUGAUAAUGCGUCUUCAAAUGAUAAUGCAGUGGCAAAAUUAAAAGAUGUUUUGAGCCAUUGGAAUGGUUUGGUAUGUAAUGGGGACUUCUUACACUUGAGGUGUUGUGCACAUAUUUUGAAUUUAAUUGUUUGUGAUGGUGUGAAGGACAUGCACAAAUCUAUUGAAGGCAUUCGCAAUGCCAUUAAAUAUGUGAGGUCUUCUCCAGGAAGGUUGCUUAAAUUCAAAGAGCUUGUUGAGAAAAUGAAAGUUGACUCUAAGAGCCUCCUAACCAUGGAUUGUCCAACUAGGUGGAAUUCAACUUACAUCAUAUUGGAGAAUGCUAUUAAAUUCAGUAGCGUCUUUGAAAGAAUGGAGAAAGAGGAUAAUGAUUACACAAACUAUUUUGUGGAGAAAACAUUAAUUGGUCCUCCUGAUGCUUCCAAUUGGAAAGAUGCUAAAGAAUUUGUUGUCUUUUUAAAAGUGUUCUAUGACAUCACUUUGCAAUUUUCAGGAUCACUUUAUGUUACCUCAAAUGUAUGCUUUCAACAUAUAGCUGAUGUGUUUGUUAUCCUGCAUACAAGGGCAAAUAAUCCUAAUUUUCUGGUGUCUGAUAUGGCUAAGAGGAUGAAAGUUAAGUAUGAAAAGUAUUGGGGAAAGUUGGAGAAUCUCAAUCCUUUGUUGGUAAUAGCAAUGGUUCUUGACCCUAGGUAUAAAAUGAAGUUUUUGAAGCUUGCUUUUCAUGAGAUGUUCCCUGAUUCUACACAACGUGAAGCCAUGACAAAUAGAGUCACAAAUGACUUGUAUUGUUUGUAUGACUUCUAUUUAAGUGGGCAUGAAACAAACACAUCUGAAUCUCAAAAUCAAAGUCAGACACAAGCAUCAAGUGAACCUGCUAGCUUAAGUCAACUUCAGAUGGCAAUGUUGGAAUCUAGGCCUCUACUGCAACUAUUUAUUGCCCAAAACGAGGUUGAAGUUGAAACAGAUAAAUAUGCAGAAGUGGAGAGGUAUUUUCAAGCUGAGUUAGUUGAUGUUCUUCAUCCUAACUUUGAUAUUUUGGCAUGGUGGAAAGUGAAUAGUUCUAAAUAUAAAAUCCUUUCAUUGAUUGCACGUGAUGUCUUGGCCAUGCCUGUAUCCACUGUAUCUUCAGAAUCUGCAUUUAGUACGGGAGGUCGUGUCAUUAAUGAAUUCAGAAGUUCCCUAUCAUCAAAUAUGGCUGAGGCACUAAUUUGUGCACAGAAUUGGUUAUCUCCAUCUACAUCAAAAGUAAAGGGAUUUGAUAUUGAUAACUUUAAUGAUACUGAUAUUGAUGUCAUCGGGUUACUAACUGGAGUGGGGGAAAAAGAAGAAUGCAAUGUCAACGACUUCGAUGAAGGCCCAAGUCUUGAAGUAAUGAAGUCCAUAGUAGAAUCUAAAGUUGCAAUUGUAAACACUGCCAAUGUUGAGAAGGCAAACCCAUUUGCUAAUUUCCCAUCAGCUGAUUGUCAAGUUGAGGUAGAGAGUAGCAAGCACAAUGUUGGUUUCGUGGAAAUCCCUUCUACUACAUCUGGACAUAAUGCUACGAAGAACAAUACUAAAAAUGUGUUAAAUCAUCCACUUGGUGGAAAUCUUGAAGCUGAUGAAAUAACACAUCAUUUGCAAGAUGCUGCAUAG
Molecule: messenger RNA, 2436 nt
Organism: Neltuma alba
Lineage: Eukaryota; Viridiplantae; Streptophyta; Magnoliopsida; Fabales; Fabaceae
Product: zinc finger BED domain-containing protein RICESLEEPER 2-like
Exons: 3
Coding region: 1-2436 (811 amino acids)
Molecular function (GO): DNA binding; protein dimerization activity
Source: RefSeq, a predicted model, not a curated record